Molecule: messenger RNA, 2508 nt
Organism: Penicillium canariense
Lineage: Eukaryota; Fungi; Ascomycota; Eurotiomycetes; Eurotiales; Aspergillaceae
Product: PSP1 family protein
Exons: 3
Coding region: 1-2508 (835 amino acids)
Cellular component (GO): cytoplasm
Source: RefSeq, a predicted model, not a curated record
AUGACAUCCAGCACCCCGUCGGCGCCUGGGGCGACUGCGUCCGCUCGACUCGAGAGGAGUCACCCGGGGGUGCGCCGUUCGACACCUGACUCAGAGGCGCUGGCCUCGUCCGACGAUGAUGGAGACCAUGCCCCUCUGACUCAGACCAUCACGGCGCCUCCAAUGAAACCUGCGCGCCGGACUUCGUGGCUGAACGAGGUACCCCUGUCGGUCCAACGCAAGCAUUCCUUGCCUGGAGGCCCUCUCUCUUCUGGCCCCUCAAAUCCCGCAAGCCCGUCCAGUGAACAGGCACCAUGGGCAGCCAACACCACCAGCCCCGGCUUGAGCGGCUCUUUCAACUGGAACCAAGCUGGAGGAAGCUCGUUCCCAUGGGGCACUGGUAUCUGGAAUCCAGAGUCCCGCAAGGAACCCCCCUCACGCCUGUCCGAAAUUGUGCCUUCUCCAACUAUGACCAACCCACCCCCUGCGACUGGACCUCUCGGCGAGGAGAUGCUCAGCCCCAUCACUCGAACGAUCUCUGGCGAGUCGGCCAUUCCAUUCUCGAUCCCGCUGCACCCAACCCCCAAGACAUACCGGUCCCAGUCGUAUUCAGUCGGGCAGAUGGACCCGGAGCUCCUGGGUAUGAUGGCAAACCAGCAGUCAGGUGGUGGAGCCCAGUAUCCGAGUGGUCGAUCUCGUGGCCCGGGACAGAUGUCUUCGGGCCAGCCCCGUGCUUCACGGCCAAGUGUGCUUGGUGAACUAGGUCACGAUCCUGCCAUGCUCGGUCGUGUUCGAGAGGACGAUGACGGCGAUGAAAGCCCCAACGGCUCGGACGGCGACAUGAACUAUUCCGCCAGCCAGGCCCGCACCAUCGAACAGCUCGCCCGUGAGAACGCGAUCCUCCGUCAGCAGGCCGCCGCAGGCCAAGUGGAUAACCGCUUCCGCGAUCGUGCGUCUUCAUCUGCCUCUGUCGCAGGCGGAGUUCACCCGCUUCACCGCAUCCGAGGCGGUGUCCCAGAAGAAGAUUUGGCUGUUGAAGAUCUGGGUGAAUUGCGGGAUAUUCAGGGCUAUGGCCCCAUGCGCGGCAACACCAGACGGCGCUUCUCCGAGCACUCGGCCAAUUUAGAGCCGCAGUUCUCCUCCUUUGCCUCGCCUCUUGAGAACCGCGCUCUGGAAAAUGUGCGUAAGGCUCAUUGGCAGACUUCUCUCGGGUUUGGAGGCGCUGCCGAUAUGCCACAGAGCCGUCGCCACUCGUUUGCCGACAUCCCCAUGCGUCAGACCUCGAUCAGCUCCGUCGACUCGGCUGCCCCUCGAGCUGCGCUCGGAGAGCACGACGACGGAUAUGGCAAUAUUGGUGACUAUUCUAAUCCGUCCAUGCAGCCGCAAUCCUACUACUCCCGGGAGCAGACCUUGCGCGGCGAUGGUUCCUCUGGCAUCCCGGCCUCUCUGAACCAAUAUGCCAUGUCUGGCGCCUAUAGUCGUCAACCACCUGCUUUGUCCCAUGCUCAUCAGAACCAGCUUCUGUAUAUCGUCUCCUUCAAAUGCCACCGUGCCGACGUCUUCUACAUCCAAGAGGAUACCGGCCUUCAAGUCAAGCCUGGCGAUCUUGUCAUUGUCGAGGCAGAUCGAGGUACGGACUUAGGCACCGUUCAACAUGCCAACGUGUCUCUGCAGAAGGCGCGUGAGCUCAAGCAGCAAUAUGCCGAGGAGCAUUACAAAUGGCUCAUGAUGUUCUCCCGCCAGGGACAACUUGAGGGUUCGAAUGUCGGCAGUACUGGCUUGAACACCCGCAGUGCUACUGGCGGAAUGGGUCCCCAUGCCCAUGGUGUCCAAGAGAUCGCUACAGAUAUCAAGCCCAAGCUUAUCAAGCGUCUGGCGCAGAAUCAUGAGAUUCUCACGCUGCGUGACAAGGAAGGGAAUGAGGCCAAGGCCAAGCGAGUAUGUCAGCAGAAGGUUGCUGAACAUCGACUGAAUAUGGAAAUUUUGGAUGCCGAGUUCCAAAUGGACUGGAAAAAGCUCACCUUCUACUACUUCGCGGACUCGUAUAUCAAUUUCAACUCCCUGGUCACCGAUCUGUUCAAGAUCUAUAAGACCAGAAUCUGGAUGUCUGCUAUCAACCCCGCGUCAUUUGUGACCCCGCCCUCGGCCGGCCUUCAAGGACCAUCGGCUGGCAUGAGCAACCCUCUCUACAGCCAGGACGCAUCGCAACCCGACCGUCAUCCCCAGCACGACACAGGAGCCUACCCUGGAGCUCGGGAGGAAACUAGCCGCGAGGGCAUGGAAAACCCAGUCGGCAUGCUUCGUACUACGUUCACAGACUCGUACCAGCCCUUCGCCCAGCCAUCGCGACAGGUCGACAGCCCCUCAGCCGAUCCCUUCGGCCCCUAUUCGCCCACUAACUUCGGGCCCCUGGAGACCGGCUUCUCAGAUUAUCCAGCCGGCAGCACCGGCUCCAACGUGGCCGCUCGCAUACAUCCCCCACAGGGAGAAUGGUUUGGCCGGUUUCAGGGCCUUUCGCUCAACUCCUGA